CGGUUGUCUGUUCUUUCUGUUCGGCGAAAAACUUCUCAAAAUUUGCUUUGAAAAUCGUGUGUUAGAAAGCCAAAACUUUUAAAUUUUCUGCUCACAAUGGACGACAACGAUGAGCUGGAAUUUGUCGAAGAGGAUUAUUAUGCCUUCUUGAAUCUACCUCGCGAUGCCACGCCAGAAGAUAUUACCGCUGCGUAUCGGACGUUCAGCCGGAUGUACCACCCGGACAAACAUACCGAGGUCAAAAACAAGGAAAAGGCUGAAAUGAUGUUUAACCGGACGAAGCGGGCAUACGAGGUUCUCUCGGAUCCGCACCAGCGAGCAAUCUACGAUUCGCUCGGUAAUAAAGGCCUCCAGACGGAAGGUUGGGAACUGAUUCACCGCACUCGGACACCGGGUGAAAUCCGCGAAGAAUACGAACGGCUUGCCCGGGAGAGGGAAGAAAGGAGGAUGCAGCAAAAGACUAAUCCCCGAGGAAACAUCACGGUGCAAAUCAAUGCAACUGAGCUGUUCAAUCGCUACGAUUUAGAUUAUGAUGAGGAAAGUUUUUUCCCAGGGGUUGAAGUAUCAGGUAUGAGCAUGUCUCAAUCGAUAGAAGCUCCCCUAUCUCGGACAGACACGGCCACACUAUCAGGAAAUUUGCACCUUCAAAAUGGGGUUGGAAGUGGCAAUUUUUUGCUUUCCUGCCGAAGGCUUCUAAAUAAAGGUUGGCUCGAAGUAGACUGUGGAGCUGGAAGCGGACCGGUUUUGGGUCUGAAAGGAUCCAGAAAUCUAACCAAUCGUUUGUUCUUGAACGGAGGAACGACAGUAAAUUUCAGACAAAACGCGAUUAUUCCAGGAAUUGCUGGAACUCUGGCAAUUCAACUUGACAAACACACCGUUGGUUAUCUCACGUAUAAUGCGGGAUUGCAGAGUUCGAUGACCACAACGGUCGAACAUAACACCGAACACUAUCACUGCAACUUCAGUGCCACACUCGGCAUUCCUCACUGCUACAUAGCGGCCAGCUAUACUCGAAAGUUAAUCGAACAAGAACUAAAACUUAAAAUUGCCCUCAAAGGAGGAACGUUUGGCUUUCUCGCCGAAUAUGGUGCGGAGAAAAAGGUUUCCAAGUAUAGUUCGGUGGUGGCCAGCGUUAGUUUGGGCGUUCCCUCCGGUGUAACGCUUAAGAUCAAGAUCAUCCGAUCAACACAGUCCUACCUCUUUCCGAUUCAUCUGAGCGAGGAAAUCAUCCCGGCGGCAGUAUUCUACGCAACCGUUACACCACUGCUCACAUACUUCGUCAUCAAGAAGACGAUCAUUGACCCGAUGAACGAGGCGGCCAAGCAGCGCAACAUCGAGAAGGUCAAGGAAACCAACAAAAGUCGAAUGCAGGAGAAACGUCGGGAGGCGGAAUCCGCAAUCGCGCUGAUGGGUGCUCUGUACGAGCGAAAGCGAAACGAGGAACAUCGGCGCAACGGACUGGUCAUUACCGGCGCUUGGUACGGGAAAUUCGAUCAAUCCACUCGCCAGGUGCUGGUGGAGCAAAGUGACGAGAUGGGUUUCAUUCAGCAGAACCCGCAUGUAAUCGACGUUAAAAUUCCGCUGCAGUGUUUGGUCAGCGAUUCCCGGCUAAGGCUGUAUGGAUCUACAAAGAGUGAAUUGCCCGGUUUUUACGAUCCCUGCUUUGGAGAGGAUAAGCUGCUGCGAAUCGAUUACGAGUUCAAAAAUAGAACCUACAGUGUAUCGGUGGGCGAUAAUGAGGAUAUCGUUAUUCCGGCGAAUAAUGGUAACGGUAGUCCGAACCAAAACUAGCAAACCAAAGGAAAUUAGCUUGGCUUCCAAUCGUUGGAAUCGUUUUUACGAACUAGUAGCAUUCAGAUAAUAUCCGUUUUUAACAACGGAUGCUGACAAUGAAUACGAGUUUUCUUUCUAACUGACCUAUGGUGCAUUUUCCGAUAGUCUGCGCUGCUCAUUGCGGAUCGAUGUCGAGAACUGUGGUUGAGCUACGAUUCACAUUAGCAAAAAUUAUUAGUUUUGUUGUACAAAUCAAACUGCCGACGAAAUAGAGAUGUUAUAACUUA
Molecule: messenger RNA, 2060 nt
Organism: Uranotaenia lowii
Lineage: Eukaryota; Metazoa; Arthropoda; Insecta; Diptera; Culicidae
Product: dnaJ homolog subfamily C member 11
Exons: 8
Coding region: 97-1791 (564 amino acids)
Biological process (GO): cristae formation
Source: RefSeq, a predicted model, not a curated record